Messenger RNA from Symbiodinium necroappetens, 633 nucleotides. The record is from the annotation of a GenBank genome assembly. NCBI's taxonomy places the organism in Eukaryota, Dinophyceae, Suessiales, Symbiodiniaceae.
AUGGUGGUGGCGGAAUCGGCGGUGUCUGCGCUCGUGCAGACGAACUUUCUGGUCUCCGCACUGGGUGGCAUCGCACAGAUCGAGGCCCUGGAGCUGCCCGACCACCAGCUGGACAGCAUGAAGAUUUCGGUCCUCGUCUCAUGCUUUAGUCUUGGCCUGGGCUUCGCCAGCCGAGACAAGGCCGACUCGGCGGUUCUCGAGCUGCCAGGGAAAGUCGGCUGGGGCCCAACCAUGGGCGGCCUGGUCCUGGCAAGGUCACUGGAAGUCUUCAGCCGCAUUCUGGCACUCAACGUGCUGCAAGCGUCGCUGCGGGGCUUUCCGCUGCUGCGAUUCGCCGGCCUCGGAGCUGUUGCACUCGCUUUCCUCGCCGCUUGCCUGGCCUUCCCGGACGCCUCCUGGCCCGACGCCGCGGCCCCUCGGCUCGGCACGGCAGCUGCAAGCGCCGCGGUGAUCGCCCACCCAGGGCAAAUUCUGGAGCCGAAUUCCCUACUGAAGUGGAGGCUGCUCGGCGGUCGACUUCGGGUAGAAUUCGAGCUGGGGGAGGGCGGGAUGCAGAGAGAUGCAGAGGCGUUGCGUCGCGGGACGUUCGGUAGCAGUUUUUCCUAUUGGAAUCUGUUGCGAGGUAUUCUCUGA